Molecule: messenger RNA, 960 nt
Organism: Camellia sinensis
Lineage: Eukaryota; Viridiplantae; Streptophyta; Magnoliopsida; Ericales; Theaceae
Source: RefSeq, a predicted model, not a curated record
AUGGGUCGCCAGAAAGUAGUUGCCAAAGAUCUCUUGGCCGGUAUUCCAGAUUCAGUUGAUGCUCAACCAGCACCAACCCAGCCAAAGCCGAAGACAAAAAGGAUCAAGAAGGCUCAGCCAAAGGCAACGGUGACUCAGAUCGAUUCUGAGGACACCUUGUCAAUUUCCAAAUUGGCUGAGAGUGAGAAGACUACCUCUGUCCCCGAGAAGAGGUCUGCUGAAACACAACCAUCCGAGUUCACCAGAUCAAAGAGGCCGAGGUCAUCCGCUGCAACUACCUCAGGGUCUCGAAAGCAUGAUUCCCCCUGGGCCCCCCAAGUCACUCUGGAAGAUAGGCCAGUUAUGGCCAGCGACAGCGCUGAUGACAUUAAUGCCAUCCAGCAUGCUCAUUCUUUCUCAGUACAAUCUUUCGAGAACCGGGAGAAGCUGGCCAAAAAGAAGAGGGAGGUCUCUAGUCUGCAGAAGACUAAUAAAAGCUUGCAAUCCAAGAUGAAAACCUUGGAGGAUCAAGCUGAGGCUGCUAUCAAGGCUCAGAAUGUCGCUGAAGAAAAGGCGGAUUCUGCUGAGGCCAUCAAGAAGGUACUUGAGGCCGAAAAGAAAGAUGCCGAGGAGAAAACGGCCCAGGCCCAAAAAGAGUUGCAAGAAGCCUUGGCUACGAAGGACGCCGAGCUCAAGGCAGCCGAUGAGAAGGGCUACAAAGAGGGUGUGGCCAAUGUCACAGCGGACUAUGAAAAGCAAGAGAAGCAGUUGACUCAAGAUGAGGAGGGUGACGAGGUUCCCAAAGAUGCUACAGCUGAGAAGGCAUCAGUCGACAUGUUUCUUGCCGAUAAGAGCCUUGAUGAAACCCUUCAAGAAAUUGAUGUCGAGCUUGCGGCGGAAAAGGCUGUCGAGGUGUCUUCCCAGCAGUCGUCCAAACUUCAGACCCAACCACCUGUUGUUGCCGAAGAGUCUUUACUUUGA